UAUUUUGAAAUUUGGAUCCUGGCUCGAGUUGGUCAUUAUUAACACGUCUGGUCUACAGCCUUUUCUGCCCCCGCGACCGCUCGUAAAGAUAUUUAAAAGAAAAAGAUGUCUGACGUUAGGUUUGACGCCUCCACGCAUGUCACCAAGGUUUGGGUCGCCCUCAGAAGACUCGACAAAAACGAUGACAGAGUUGUGGCUCUCCGCGAGGUGUCAAUUCCUCAGGCGGACGACAUGUCCUCCGUCGAACAGAUCAUCGCCGUCUCCUUCGGCCUGGACUCUUCAGAUGUUGUAUUCAAGAUUAGAAAUCAGCGUGGAUGUCUGAUCCCGCUGAACAGUUCUGUCCCAGCAAACAGCAAGCACAUGCCCUACUUGCUUGAGGUAGCCAAGAUUUUUCAGCAUGUGCGGCCCAACCCUAAAAGUAUUCCCAUGACUGUGAUCAACAAGAGCAUGAAGACCAGACUGCUCUCAGUCGACAAGAGGAUUCAGAGACUUGAGGAACUUCUGCCUCAAAUAAAAGAGAGACGUAAUGAAAAAUUGAGCCAGGAGAUUGAAUGUCUGAACCAGAAAUUGAUGUUUCUUCACAAGAGAAUGCAGGUGGCGGACUCGCUCACGUGGAAAGGAAUGCUAACCCGACCGCCUCUGUGGUGAACGAUCGUCUGAAACCUGUCAAUCAAGUCACGACGUCACAAGUGAAAAAUGGCUCGGCACACAGUAUUUAAGGGAUUUGGACUGAGAAACAAUGGGAUUGAGAAUUUACAUUUUAAGACAGUGUAUAUUUUCUUUGAAAAAGUUAAAGAUUUUUUUAUUUUUAUUUUUGAGGAAUAAAGAAAAAAUUGUCACAAUCCAGGAAAUUAAAAUGUUGUAAUUUAAAAUGUUUCAUUAAUAGGUAAGGAAUAAUCAGAAGUAUUUGAAUGCUUAUUUCAUAAAGUAAUCAAGUAUUUUAUACAUUUUUAUUUUAUGUAUUUUUAAUAUAUUCAUUUUUUUUCGUAUAGCUGUAAAGCCCCUUUUGUGUUAUCAUACACCCAAUAUGUACCGUAAAUGGUCAUAACAAAUCAGAACG
Molecule: messenger RNA, 1060 nt
Organism: Syngnathus acus (greater pipefish)
Lineage: Eukaryota; Metazoa; Chordata; Actinopteri; Syngnathiformes; Syngnathidae
Exons: 9
Coding region: 106-648 (180 amino acids)
Source: RefSeq, a predicted model, not a curated record